AUGCCACCACCAAAAGGAACCCCGAACCCCCUUGAAGGCCCUGGAGACUAUGAUGUUACACCCACUGUCCACAGUGACACCUAUCCGGAAAUCGACCCUGCAAAGACUGACCUCUCUGGGAAGGCUGUGCUUGUCACAGGUGGAUCACGAGGCAUUGGCCGUGCUAUAGUUCUUGCAUAUGCACGAGCUGGUGCUUCUUUCAUCGCUGCAGCAGCACGCUCUGGUACUUCAGAACUAGCAGCGGAAAUUGAGACGGCUGCUCUGUCCGCUAAUCGGAACCCCCCAAAGUACCUUUUCAUCACGCUUGAUGUCUCUAGUGUUGAGAGUGUGGAGGCAGCAGCGGCGGCCUUGGAGAAAGAGUUCGGCAGAUGCGAUGUCAUCGUCAACAAUGCUGGAACAUUCGGUGACUUUAGUCUCCUUGGUGACUAUGACCCCAAAGCCUGGUCGAAUGUCUUCGAUGUGAAUGUGCGAGGUCCAUAUCUCGUCACUCACGCGCUUUUACCAUUAAUGAUCAAAACCGGUGAUGCAUAUGUUGUCAAUAUCUCGAGUGUUGGGGCCAUCCUGACUUCACCUACAAUCAGUGCAUAUCAGAUUUCAAAGACGGCACUUUUCAGGCUUUCCGAGUUCAUCAAUAAGGAAUAUUCGGAAAAAGGGGUCAUUUCUUUCGCAGUUCAUCCUGGUAACUGUGUUACGGAUAUGACUGUCGCCGUCGGUGCAGACCAGGAUCCCCUCUAUAAAGAAGUGUUUGUUGAUACCCCCGAGCUCUGUGCAAAUACACUCGUGUUUCUCACAUCCGAGAAGAGAGCCUGGGUUGGGGGGAGGUAUAUCAAUGUCACCUGGGACAUGCCCCAAUUGGAGGCCAAACAGCAAGAAAUAGUCAACGAGGAUAAGCUCAAACUCACUUUGAAGUACUAG
Molecule: messenger RNA, 915 nt
Organism: Talaromyces atroroseus
Lineage: Eukaryota; Fungi; Ascomycota; Eurotiomycetes; Eurotiales; Trichocomaceae
Exons: 3
Coding region: 1-915 (304 amino acids)
Cellular component (GO): cytosol
Molecular function (GO): oxidoreductase activity
Source: RefSeq, a predicted model, not a curated record